This is a messenger RNA of Solenopsis invicta (red fire ant), 2006 nucleotides long. RefSeq lists its product as uncharacterized. The coding region runs from base 445 to 816 and encodes 123 amino acids. NCBI's taxonomy places the organism in Eukaryota, Metazoa, Arthropoda, Insecta, Hymenoptera, Formicidae. The transcript is spliced from 3 exons. The record is from RefSeq and is a predicted model, not a curated record.
AGAAAAAAUGAUACAGCUGGAUAACCGCUGACACGUGUGACAGUGAGAAUUUGAGAAGUUCUUUUGUCGUUGUAAAAUUAUAUCGUCGUUAUAGAAAAUAUAAACUUUAAUUGUCGUUUCUUUGUUUACAGGUGAGGGUAUUCGUAAAUAAUGUAAAUAAUGUAAAUCGUGCUAAUAUAAUUGGUGUUAAUAAAAAAACUUUGUUUACAGAGCAACACAAUUUAGUUAAAUAAACUACUAAUCCUUCAAGAUAAAUAAGAGUCUUAUAAAACGACAAUUUUGUUUAUCAAAUGGAAAAUAUGAAGAAGCUACAAUUUGAGUUCAAAGUGAAGCCAGGGAAUGAUGGCAAGUCAAAUAUUAUCUGCAUAACCUCAAUUACUACCGAGGACGAUAGAACGUUCUUAAUACCAGAGGAAUAUCAAGCAGCAGGUUUUCAGCAAUUCCAUGGCCAAAGGAUUGCGUUUUUAUAGAGAUGAUGGGCUGCCGGGAUUAAAGGAUUGUGAAUCUACCGCCGUAUUUUGUGAGUGGAUGAACGAGAUGUUUAAUGCAUUAAAUCUCGGCAGUGAUUCAGAAGGAAUGAAACCAGACUGUUCAAAUUUUAAGAUUUUGCAAGAGUCACUAAAAAAACUGGAUGAAUGGGAAGAACGCAUAGAACAGAAGGAAAUAAGCAAAAACUUAUUCCUAACUACGCAAACUGUUGAUGGUUUGAGAGUGACGUUGAAGUUCAGCAUGGAUUUAACUUGUGAACUUGUAGAGAAGUAUGGAUUCAACGAAUUAUAUACAGGAAAAGUAAAUCAAGAUGCUCUCGAGGUUUAAUAUAUUUACUUUUAUGGUAUAAAAUAAAUGAAUGAAUUUAUUUAUUUAGUAGAAAACGGGUAUGGUAAAGAUGAUGCUGCAAAUGCAUUUUUUGAUUAGUCAAUUUGUGAAAUUCUUUAUUCUGAUUAAUAAAUCAAAUUAAGCUUCAAAUCAUUUGUAAAGAAACUUUGACCUAAUGAUCAACAUUCAGAUUAUAACCGAGAUUUGUCUUAUAGGAGAUUUGUCAUAGUACACUACUUUUUAUUAAAUUUGUAUAUGUGUGGCUGUUUAUUUUUAUUUUAUAGAGAUUUUUUGGUAGUGUAAGGCAAAUUGGUGGAUCUAAUGACCAUUCUGGCACACCUACGUUCCUACAGAUCUACCGUAUCCUAUGUAUCCUUGGUGUAGUUGUCAAACCUCCUGCCAGUGGCAAUUGCACAAUUAUCCAAUCAGAACAAAGUCAAAUUCUCAUCUCUCUAUCUGAUCUCAAAUCUAUCUAUAAAAACAUCCAAAGCAUUAAUAAAAGAAAUUAAAGAUAGAAUUAAUAACGCUGUCAAAUACGACGAUUGGAAUUUUAAGAAACUUGCUGAUCACGAUUAUAGUCGCCCUGAAGUAAGCGACUGCGUAAUAUAUUGUUUUACGGCAGAUAUUUUAAAUAGAAUUUAUAAAUUUAUCAGUUGUGAGGUUUGUAAAAACGCUAUCAUGCACCCCAAAAAUUACAGUGAUCAGUCGGCAGCUGCUCUUUUAAAUAGAUUAAAUAAACAUAAUAAAUCACCUUUUAUUCAUCCUAAUAUAAAUUUUUUUUAUUUGAUUCAAUCAUUGGAAAAUAUAUUUUUGCAGCAUGCUGAAUCAUCAACUGUUUUUGAUGAUGUUCUCAAUACAGCUAUUAGGGCUAAUAUUUUCUCUUUUCCUUGUUCAAUCCAUAUGAACGAUAUAAUUUCUUAUAUUGUACAAUAUUAUAUGCAAUUACACAUACAGCAACAUUGCAAGAAAAUUAAUAAUGAACAAAAAAAAUUAAAUCGCCAUACAAAAAAAACGGCAAAGUUUCAUGUGACAUAAAUAUUUUUAUAUCAUGAUAUAUAAACUGUAUCAUGUAUGUUGUAUGUAUAAUGUAUGUGUGUAUAAGGUAUGUUACAUAUAUAUCUAUAUACAUAUGUACUAAUUGUAUGAAAUAUAUUUUGUUACAGUUUUAAUUGAUUAAGUUUUUUCCCUUC